Messenger RNA from Sitophilus oryzae (rice weevil), 624 nucleotides. RefSeq lists its product as uncharacterized. Lineage: Eukaryota; Metazoa; Arthropoda; Insecta; Coleoptera; Curculionidae. The record is from RefSeq and is a predicted model, not a curated record. The transcript has a single exon. Bases 1 to 624 code for a protein of 207 amino acids.
AUGCUAAUGGGUUUUGCUGAAGACUAUCAUAAAAUUGUAAUGAAUGUAAAACAAGAACUAGUCCUCAUACGAUAUAAUUCUGAUUUUAAUGCCAUUCAUUCAGCUAAUGAAACAAAGGAUAACUAUAAGAUCACUUUGAACAAAGUGUUGUGGAAAAUGCCUCAUAUAUCAGUUAAUGAUAGUCAAAAAUUACGAUUACUAAAAAAUUUUGAAAACAACAGAGAUUUACCGAUUGUCUUUAGGAGUUGGGAACUGCAUAAAUAUCCAGAAUUGCAACAAACUAAAAACCAUACAUGGGCUGUUAAAUCGAGUAAUCAGUUGGAAAAGCCUUGUUAUAUUAUUAUUGGAUUUCAAACAGAUGUAAAAAAUCAAAUAACAAAAAAUAUGAGUCGAUUUCAACACUGCAACUUGACCAAUUUAAAAGUAUAUUUAAACUCAGAAGUAUAUCCUUAUGACAAUUUAAAUAUAGAUUUUACUAAUAAUAUAUAUGCAGUCCUAUAUGAAAUGUAUACUCAGUUCCAAAAAUCAUACUACUAUAAAGCGUUUAGUGAACCAACCUACUAUCCCAUUCUGUUCAAGAACAAUGCCCCUCUGGUGGUUAUUGUCAAGGAGAGGAUAUUUUAA